AUGAGCUGCGCCAUGAGUAUAUCAACUUGUGGGCACGCUCUGCUAGUAUUUUUUGCGGGAAUGGACAGUGGACUCUGCCAAAGAUCCCUCCAUGGUGUUCCCUUCGCAGGAAUCGGUUCUGUCCGACCGCUGCGCAGUGCAUCCCUCUCCUCUUUCUCAACCCCGAUGUCCACUGUUCUCAACGGGAGUGUAUCUGAGAUUGAGGGUGAGACGGCCACGAACUCGACAUCCCUGAACUCAACAGCUGACGCUGUCGAUUCAAUAGCCACAAAUUCAUCAUGGUCAUCUGAAACGGACGUAAGUGUACCUGUCGGGGCGAACUCGUCCUCUUCAUCGUCGUCCUCGUCAGUCGUAUACGGCUUGGAGCUCAUAUCAACCAACACCUCAGCCGCGGUGGGAGACACGGUCCUGUCGAAUUCGUCCGGAGCUUUCACGAACGUGUCAGCCGUGGAGAAGGAACUUGUCGAAACGCUCGAGGUUGACGAGCAAGUCACAGGUGAUUUCGCAUGUAUGUGGACUAUCUCAAGGUGUUCUGGCAACAACCUGUGUGCCACUACUGUACAAGGAAAGAGGCGCACGGUGGCGUACCACGUGGAGCACCCCAACCUCGUUUCACCCGUCGACGAUGAAAUUACGAAUCGUUCAGUACUUGGUGAGGUCCAGCUGGGCGAGCUGCUGUGCGACGGCCUGGUUCAAGCAGAAGACGCACCACUCCUUCAGUUCGCGCUUAGCGCUAACGAGAUUUGGAACGGGGUCGUCAUUGACCCCGCACCGGAUGCGGAUGAGGCUUUCCCACGAGGCGUCAGCAUGACUUGGGGCGAAGUAUGCGACAUUGAGGGGCAGCAGGAAUCGACCUUGCAGCAGAACAGCUUCCGUAGCCCUUUGGACGCAGGGUAG
Ectocarpus sp. CCAP 1310/34 is the source of this 897-nucleotide messenger RNA. Lineage: Eukaryota; Phaeophyceae; Ectocarpales; Ectocarpaceae. The record is from the annotation of a GenBank genome assembly.